This is a messenger RNA of Cannabis sativa, 981 nucleotides long. RefSeq lists its product as uncharacterized. NCBI's taxonomy places the organism in Eukaryota, Viridiplantae, Streptophyta, Magnoliopsida, Rosales, Cannabaceae. The transcript has a single exon. The coding region runs from base 273 to 830 and encodes 185 amino acids. The record is from RefSeq and is a predicted model, not a curated record.
AUUUUUGAAUAAAUAAUUAUUAAUUUUUAUUUAAAAAAGGCAAGACGUCCGUGAUGGCCUAAGUAUUCGAUCCCCCACGCCACGCGCCUGCGUCACCAUCAUUACUCACAUACACUCACAUUUUCUCUCUCCUCUGUCCCCCUUUAUAUAAACCCAAUUCUCUCUCACCUCUUUUGCCUCACUACCCUUUCUCAACCCUAUUAUUUCUCAUCUCAACAAACUACUCUCCGUGGCAUUUUCGUAAUUUCACUUUACUCCAAAAAAAAAAUACUAUGACUACUAAACGAUUCCGAGAUGACUCGGCCGAGUCCGAACUCGACUCGUUCGAGGUCAAGAAACUCAGGGAAGAGUUCCUUGGUUUUCUCGACGAUUCCGACCCUGACCCUUCGACUCAAGACCUUGCCUCCGUUAUGAAAAGCUUAGAGGAAGAGAUUUCCGCUCCUUCUUGUUCCGUUACCCCAACUCCGGCGCCGGUUGUAGAUCUGGCGUCGGAAUCUGGCGAGUCUCAACCGGAUCUAGGUUAUCUUUUAGAAGCUUCUGAUGAUGAGCUUGGUUUACCGCCUUCUAAUUCUGGUGAAGAUGUUUUGAAGGAAGAAGAGACUGAGUUGGUCCGAGUUGAGUCUGGUUCUUCUGGAAUCGGUGAGUUUUUGGGGUUUGAUGAACAAGUUCCGAGUUACGAUUCUUUUGAGUUUGGAACUGGUGAUAACUUUAAUGAAAGUAACGAUUUCUUGCCCUUUGAUGGGUUGUUCGGUUUUUCCGAUGUUUAUUAUGAUUCCGCCGAUUUCUCCGAUUUGUCAUGGCGGUCGGAAACUUUGCCGGCGGCGCAAUAGUACAGUUUGAAAAAAAAAGGAGAAAAAAACUGUUCUUUUUUUGUUGGAACGGAAUGUAAAACGACGUCGGUUUGUAAAUUUAGCAAAACGUGAUAUGUAGGAUUAGACUGAUAUUUAAAAAGAAGGAAAAAUAUGGCUUAACACGUGCGAA